ACCCCCUGCACGCUGAGGAUGCUCGGGGGGACCCCGCGAACCCCGAAACAGCUCAGGGGUGCCGGGAGUUGAGCUGCGGGGUCCCCGCGCUGCUGUCCCCCCCCCAAAAUGUCCUAUUUCACCGAGCACUUCUGGGGCGAGAAGAACCACGGCUUCGACGUGCUCUACCACAACAUGAAGCACGGCCAGAUCUCCACCAAGGAGCUCGCCGACUUCGUCCGGGAGAGGGCUGCCAUCGAGGAGAACUACGCCAAGGCCAUGGUGAAGCUGUCGAAGAUGGCCACCAACGGCACCCAGCUGGGGACUUUCGCUCCUCUGUGGGAGGUUUUCCGCAUCUCCUCGGACAAGCUGGCGCUGUGCCACCUGGAGCUGAUGAAGAAGCUGCACGACCUCAUCAAGGAGAUCUCCCGCUACGGCGAGGAGCAGGGCCGGGUGCACAAGAAGUCCAAGGAGGAGGUGGCAGGGACGCUGGAGGCCGUGCAGCUGCUGCACGGGGUGGCCCAGCUGCUGCCCAAGUCCAAGGAGAGCUACCACAGCAAGUGCCAGGAGUACGAGCGGCUGCGCAGGGAGGGCACCAGCCAGAAGGAGAUCGACAAGGCGGAGCUGAAGUCGCGGAAGGCGGGCGAGGCUCUGCGGAGGGCGGUGGAGAAAUACAACAGUGCCCGCGCCGACUUCGAGCAGCGCAUGCUGGACUCGGCCAUGCGCUUCCAGGAGGUGGAGGAAGCUCACCUGCGGCACAUGAAGGGGCUCAUCGGCUCCUACUCCCACUCUGUGGAGGACACCCACGUCCAGAUCGGCCAGGUCCACGAGGAGUUCAAGCAGAACGUGGAGAACAUCGGCACGGAGAUGCUGCUGCGGAGGUUUGCCGAGAGCAAGGGCACGGGGAGAGAGCGGCCAGGGGCGCUGGAUUUCGACGAGUACCGGCUGGCUCCGGCGCAGGAAGGAGCCAGGAGGAGCCGCAGCAAAGCGUUCCGGAUCCCGGGGCUGAGCCGCAGGGAGCGGGAGCGGGACGCUGUGGAAUCUCCGGAUAACGACCUGGGCUGCCCGGAGGUGGACGAGGACGGAUUCACCGUGCGGCCGGACACGGCCCGGAGCGAGGCGGAGACCGCGGGCUGUUCCUCCAGCGACUCCGACUACGACGAGGAGGAGCCGCGCAAGUUCCUGGUGCACAUCAAACCGGCGGCGCCGCGGGACGCGCCCGGCAGCGCCCAGGCCAGCGUGGAGCAGCUCAAGGCCACCGUGGGCAACCUGAUCCUGGCCCCCGGCCUCGGGGGCACCGUCAGGAGGCAGGCGUCCCGACACGCGGCGUCCCUGACCCCAGCCUGCAGUGACCCAGACCCCGAGGGGACACUGGCGGCGGGUGACAGCACGGGGAGGGGUCUCCCAGCAGCGCAGGUGAACAGCGCCCCCCUGAAGCCCCCCCAGGACUCGCUGCCCUCUGCCGCUCUCUUCGGUCCCCCCCUGGAGUCGGCGUUCGAAUCGGAGGAAUUCCCGGCCCCCCGCCCCUACGCGCUCACCUCCUCCUCGUCGCCCUUCUCCUCCUCGUCCCCGGAGAACGUGGAGGACUCGGGGCUGGACUCGCCCUCCCACCCCGCGCCCGGACCCUCCCCGGAUUCCCGGCCCUGGACCCCUCAGAGCCCCCCCAAACCGGACCCCAGCAGCGCCCCCGAGCCCCCCAACUUCGCCGCCGCCGCCGCCGAGGGGCUCUGGGGGGACGCGGGGGUCGCGCCGCGGGGUCGCGGCGGCGGCGCCCCCAGAGCAGCGCCCUCGCCGGAUCCUUUCGGGGAGCAGCCCCCCCCGGCGCGGCCUUCCUCCAACUCGGCCUCCUCCUCAUCCUCCUCGCCCGCCCCCCCGAGCGGGGGCGAGUCCUGCAGCCCCUCGCCCUGGGGGUGCCCCGGGGCGGGCGCGGCGGGGACCCCCCCCCUGCAGCCGGAGCCGGAUUCCGCCCCCCCCUGGCCCAGCGCUGCCCCCCGGGACGUUCCUCUGGUGGCGCCCCCGCGCCGCUCCCGCACCAAGCGGCCGCCGGCCGCGGGCAGCAACAGCGACCUGUCGCGCUCGCUGAGCCCCUCGCCCUCCUGGAGCUGCGGCCCCUCGCACUCGGCGCCCGCCAGCCUGAGCGAGCGCGGCUUCUUCACCGCGGCCCCGCCCGCGCUCGGGCUGUCGCGCGGUCCCAGCCCCGUGGUGCUGGGCUCGCAGGACGCGCUGCCCGUGGCCACCGCCUUCACCGAGUACGUGCACGCCUAUUUCAAGGGGCGCGACGCCGACAGCAGCUGCCUGGUGAAGGUGACGGGGGAGCUGACGAUGUCGUUCCCCGCGGGGAUCGUGCGGGUGUUCGGGGGCAGCGCGGCGCCGCCCGUGCUCAGCUUCCGCCUGCUGAACGCCGCGGCCAUCGAGCAGUUCCUGCCCAACGGGGAGCUGCUCUACAGCGACCCCUCCCAGAGCGACCCCAGCACCAAGGACUUCUGGCUGAACAUGGCAGCGCUGACCGGGCACCUGCAGAAACAGGCGGAGCAGAGCCCGGCCGCCUCCUACUACAACGUGGCUCUGCUCAAGUACCAGUUCUCGCGGCUGGGGCCCGGCUCGGCGCCGCUGCGGCUGUGCGUGCGCUGGGACUGCUCGCCCGGGGCCACGCGGGUCAGUGUGGAGUACGGCUACAACGGGGCCGCGCUGGCGCUGCCCGUGCCGCUCGCCAACGUGCACGUGCUGCUGCCGCUGGAGGAGCCGCUCAGCAACCUGCGGCUGCAGCCCGCGGCCAGCUGGAACCUGGAGGAGAAGCGGCUGCUCUGGAAGCUGCUGGACGUGCCGGGCGCCGCGGGGCAGGCAGGCUGCGGGCGGCUCUCGGCCAGCUGGGAGCCGCUGGGAGGGCCCAGUAAACCCAGUCCCGUGGCCGCCCAGUUCAGCAGCGAGGGCUCCACGCUGUCCGGGGUGGAGGUGGAGCUGGCGGGCGCCGGGUACCGAAUGUCGCUGGUCAAGAAGAGAUUCGCGACAGGGAUUUACCUGGCGGGGUCCUGAGCGGCUCCGGGACCCCCCGAGCCCCCCGCGGCUCCUCCCGCGGUUUGUGAAUUUGGAAACCCUGGCUGGGGGCGGGCUGGGGAGGGGGCGCCGCCUCCUCCUGCCCCUCCUCCUGUCGCUGUCGCUGUCGCUGUCGCUGUCGCGCCCUCUCCUGCUCCCCGCCCUCCCCCCGUGCUGUGAAGGGAGCAGGAGCUGCUCUUUUAUUAAACUUUAUUUUCUAAUAAAUUCGCC
Oenanthe melanoleuca is the source of this 3243-nucleotide messenger RNA. RefSeq names its product FCH and mu domain containing endocytic adaptor 1 (gene FCHO1). Gene Ontology annotation, biological process: clathrin coat assembly; clathrin-dependent endocytosis. Gene Ontology annotation, cellular component: cytoplasm; clathrin-coated pit; clathrin-coated vesicle. Lineage: Eukaryota; Metazoa; Chordata; Aves; Passeriformes; Muscicapidae. Bases 109 to 3012 code for a protein of 967 amino acids. The transcript is spliced from 28 exons. The record is from RefSeq and is a predicted model, not a curated record.